This is a messenger RNA of Pectinophora gossypiella (pink bollworm), 2332 nucleotides long. Its product is annotated as histone deacetylase 8-like. Lineage: Eukaryota; Metazoa; Arthropoda; Insecta; Lepidoptera; Gelechiidae. The transcript is spliced from 9 exons. Gene Ontology annotation, molecular function: histone deacetylase activity. Bases 247 to 1569 code for a protein of 440 amino acids. The record is from RefSeq and is a predicted model, not a curated record.
GUCAUGACCUUUGUGCGUAUGUAUAAUAGCACCUCUAUACGGUGUACUUGAGGUCUAGCGUCCUCUACUCGUCAUUAUAGCGAUUUGUACGAGUGGUGGCAUUAUAAAUGGGCAAUUCAUCGGUAUUCUAAGAAAAUUCAGAAUAGCUUCUUGCAGUUAAAAAAAAGUUGCUUCCCGCCAUAAAUGUAACAGCUGAUUGCGACAAAAAAGAUUUGUAUGUUUGUUAACUAAGUCUGUGCUGAUAAAAUGAAAGUAUUUUACGUUUUGGAUGAAAAUUUAAUAAAACAGUGUGAUCGGUUACCCGCAGUAUUUGGUCGGGCAUCUUUAGUGCAUAACUUAAUAGCUGCAUAUGAACUCUUAAAUCAUGUGCAAGUAGUUCGCUCCAUACCUGCUACUUACAUGGAAUUGAAGGGUUUCCAUUCAGAGUUAUAUUUGGAUCAUUUGAAGACUUUUACCAACGUCGAUGAUGACUACAUGAGCUCUGUACAGGAUGAAGAACAUGGAAUUGGAUAUGAUUGUCCACCAGUGUCUAACAUGUUUGAGCUAGUGUCCACCAUAGCUGGAGGCUCAAUAACAGCCGCUAAGUCCCUUGUGCUUGGUGUGGCUAAUGUUGCCAUCAACUGGUGUGGAGGAUGGCACCAUGCUCAGAGGUUUGCAGCUGAUGGAUUUUGUUAUGUGAAUGAUAUUGUAUUGGCAAUAGAAACACUAAGAACAAAGUUUCCAAAGGUCUUGUACAUAGACUUGGAUAUACAUCAUGGUAAUGGAGUUCAAGAUGCAUAUAACUUAAGCAAGUCAGUAUUCACUCUAUCCCUCCACAAGUAUGAGCCGGGCUUCUACCCUGGUACAGGCAGCCUAGAUGAUAUUGGCACCUUAGCAGGGAAGGGGUACAGUUGCAAUGUACCCUUCCAGGGUGCAUACUCUGAUGAUACUUUCAAUUAUAUGUUUGAGAAAGUAUUUGAAACAGUGUGGGAACUUUUCGCACCGACUGCAGUAGUAGUGCAGUGCGGCGCUGAUGCACUGGCGCACGAUCCUCACGGUAAAGGCGGUUUAUCGAUACAAGGCUACUGCUGCUGUGUGCGCAGGAUUCUGGACAAGCGGAAACCUACUAUACUACUGGGAGGAGGGGGAUACAAGCAUCCAAAUGUAGCACGACUGUGGACAUCUUUAACAGCUUUAGUAACAGGCGUACCUCUAGAUGAGAAUAUUCCAGAACAUGCAAAUUGGCCGAGUUAUGGUCCAGACUACAGGCUGGCUGUUGAGCCAACUCUUGUUAGAGAUUCAAAUAAGAAGAGUUACUUAGAGAACUGUUUAGCGACUAUUUUAAGUAAUUUGAAGAAAUACUUGAAAACCGAAUCUAAGGAUGAAGUUGAUGAACCAGAAAUAAAGAAGACAAAGACAGAUGCUGCCUCUACAUCAACAGAAAAUCAAGUUAAAAACUUAGGUAGGAAACAAAAUAAUGUUUGUAAGCUCCCAGAACAGAAAUUAGUAGAAAAGGAUGAAAAUAAGGCAACAAGUUCGAAAAGUAAAAAUAAUGACAUUAUAGACGUCUAUGCUUUUACAGAUGAUUGAAUUUAAUAAAUUGAAUUAAAUUAUAUAUUUGAAUUGUAUAGGAUAAAUAACACAUUAAUAUAAAUUCGAAAAAAAUAUAUAUUUAAAGUUUCUCACUGAACUCUUCAGCACACAGUAAGUUACCAAGUAACACAUUGACUUAUUUGAGAAAUUAAAUAAUAAUACAAUCUCUUGCCAUCGUCAUCACGUCAUGUACGCGCGCAAAUCCCACGCUAUAUUUUCAUUGUUACACUCAGAUGACAUGAUUCAAAUCGCAAAAGCGGCAUCACAAUAACAUUAAACAUACCUUCAACCAUAAAAUGCACAUUUUUGUAAUUAUUAUACCAUCGCAUUAUUUGUUCAAUUUUUCAAAAACCACCGGUAUUUGCUAUCCAAACUAUUUACAUAGCUGUAUACAACAUUAAGAGAUGACCAUAACGCACAUAAUACAUAAAAGCAGUUUGAAAACUAUACAAUACACACAAGAUAUUUAAAUGUCGCGAAGUUUAAUUAUGCCCUUAAGCUUCUAGAAGUAGUAAAUGCUAAAAUAUGACGCGUAUGUAUGACCAUGAGUUUUCAAACUGGUGCUAUGUAUUCUUUGCAACACUAGUUUUACAACAGGUAAGUAUAAAACACCUCUAUUAUAGAACACUCCAAGCUAACAAACACAUAGCUAGGACACUUAUUGUCUAUAAGAGCUAGUAACUGCAAACUAAAUGUGUUUUCUAUGUGUACAUACAAUAUUCCACUUUAGUUAAAUAAAUGACCUUGACGAAUUUUUAAA